Molecule: messenger RNA, 321 nt
Organism: Eruca vesicaria subsp. sativa (arugula)
Lineage: Eukaryota; Viridiplantae; Streptophyta; Magnoliopsida; Brassicales; Brassicaceae
Source: the annotation of a GenBank genome assembly
AUGGCACUUCCGCCACACGUGUAUUCUUUGACUGUGAAACAACUGUUGGGAAAGAAGAGGCAUACAACCGGCAAUUUGCCUAGGGAUGGUGCGGACCAGGCAGGGUCCUCAUCAAAGGUGGUCCAUGCACAAAAGAUCGAACCCCUCACUAUUAAAGAGCUUAACGACUUUGUUUUAACCGGUGAUCCCCAGAGCCCAGCCUUCAAGCAAGAUCGUGGAGCUAGACAGCUAGCUGAGCGUAUAGCUGCAUUGUCUGAGACAAUUUGUCUCCAAAAGCGUGGAAACAAAUUUUUCCCUCCACUCAGUGAACAGAACACCUGA